This is a messenger RNA of Purpureocillium takamizusanense, 627 nucleotides long. RefSeq lists its product as uncharacterized. The transcript has 2 exons. Bases 1 to 627 code for a protein of 208 amino acids. Lineage: Eukaryota; Fungi; Ascomycota; Sordariomycetes; Hypocreales; Ophiocordycipitaceae. The record is from RefSeq and is a predicted model, not a curated record.
AUGCCUUCCGCUCCCGCCCCGCCUCCCCCUCCGCCUCCCCCUCCGCCUGCUCUCCAACAGCCGUUCUCCUCGGGCGGACACGCCGGCUCCCGAGAGCCUCAGACUCGGCUGGAGCAGCCCGUGGUCCCCGCACACGGUCCCCCAGGGUCUUUUCUCGUCGAAUUAUUCGUAUACAAUGGUCAUCCGUUCAAGCAUCACUGGGCCUACUUUGUGCGAUCGAGCCACGGCCCCGGCCGAGGAGUAAAGAUACACGCGACAGGGGAUGUCAACCACGGUUUCACUCUCGAGUUCAAGAGAGGAUACGACCUUGGCCACACCGACGACCAACAACCCACGACCCGGAUCCCACUGCAGUAUAUUGACGGCCGAAACGUGGAUGAGAGGGCAAUGUUCAACAACGGCGUCAGUAAGAUCGAUGAUGCGCCCGUCUGCCGCUUCGAAUCCAGCGCAUACAAAAUCAAGGCGCCCGAAAAGUCCUUGCAUUCAGCGGGCACCAAAGCAGCGCCGAAGACGAGAGUGAUGCAGAGAGAUUGCCAAACGUGGAUCGUCGAGUCUGCGAACCAACUGGUCGCUGACGGCAUAUUCACCCGCGAUGUUGCGGAUUAUUUGCAUGUAUUGAAGCAAUAG